GUCUCUCUCUCUCUCUCUCUCUCUCUCCGGAGUCUUUAUGCGCCCACAGAUUCUGCUAUUGCUGAAGAAGACGCUUAAUGGAAGAAAUUGGAACCAGUUUCUUACCAAUUCCUCCUUCCUCUGCUUCUCCUCCGCAUCUUGAUGAAGAUGAUCCUAAGGAUGUGCUGAACAGUAUUCACCCUCCAAGGCCAGAUUGGUAUAAGGAAUUAUUUGCAUUUGUCAUGGCUAAGGGCAGUAAAGCAUAUGAGGCACAGGUUGCGGGUUUUAAGUCUCAGAUCUUUACAAAUUUGAGGGGAAAGGAUAAGACAGUGUUGGAGCUUGGCAUUGGGACAGGUCCUAAUCUCAAAUAUUAUGCCAGUGAUAAUGGUGUUCGUGUUUUUGGCAUAGAUCCCAACAGAAAGAUGGAGAAGUAUGCACAGGCAGCUGCAGCAGCUGCUGGCCUACCUCCAGAAAAUUUUAAAUUCAUACACGCGGUUGGGGAGGUUUUGCCAUUAAGUGAUGCUUCCGUUGAUGCAGUUGUCGGAACGCUUGUACUGUGUUCUGUAAAAGACAUUAAUAUGACACUGAAAGGUAUGUAAGUUAGGGUGACUUUCACUUUCGUCUCAAGUUAGUCUACUUAAGAAAUUGAAGUUCAAGCAGAUACCUUAUAUUCACAGAGGAUCAAUCUCUGAGUGAAAUUCAGUGAACCAUAAUAGUGAACUACUUGCAUAUAUAAUAUGACACAAAAAUUUCAAGUAGUGAAUCAGUUUUCUGGUUUUUGAACUAUAUUGAGUUUGUCAUUAAAACUUCUCCCGUUUCAAGUUUAACCAGAAACUCUGAAGAAGAAUGCACACAUUGAAGAAAUUCAGUUUAUGGCUAAAACUUAUUGCAUGAUGGCCCAAAAACUAAAAGAACUGUAAUUGGUCAGAACACUUGUGAGUUUUGGUAAACUAGGCGUGAAAAGAACAGAAAUGAUUAGGUAGGAGAGAAAAGAAAAGAUAGGAUAGUGGUAGUCACUUUGCUUGUUUGGUUGAGAAGAGAUGACGAGAAGAUAAUGGAUUAUCCUCUCUUCUUGUAUGGGAAAGAUAAAGGAGAGGGAA
Messenger RNA from Camellia sinensis, 1079 nucleotides. NCBI's taxonomy places the organism in Eukaryota, Viridiplantae, Streptophyta, Magnoliopsida, Ericales, Theaceae. The record is from RefSeq and is a predicted model, not a curated record.